This is a messenger RNA of Epinephelus lanceolatus (giant grouper), 807 nucleotides long. It is a transcript of the gene higd2a, whose product is annotated as HIG1 hypoxia inducible domain family, member 2A. Gene Ontology annotation, cellular component: mitochondrion. Lineage: Eukaryota; Metazoa; Chordata; Actinopteri; Perciformes; Serranidae. Gene Ontology annotation, biological process: mitochondrial respirasome assembly. The record is from RefSeq and is a predicted model, not a curated record.
UUCUUCAGCUGGUUGCGGGGUUUGUGUAAAGUAGGCAUGGCGGCAAGUACAGCACCAGUGGUCCCAGACCAGACGCCUAAAUCAUCGCCGCCAGCAGCUUUGCCGUUUGACUUAUCUCAGCCUCCUGUUAUCGAAGGCUUCAACCCUCUGCCGAAAGCCAAAGAUGAGACGUUCAAAGAGAAGUUCAUGAGGAAAACAAAGGAGAACCCGUUUGUCCCAAUAGGUUGUUUGGGAACAGCAGGAGCGCUGAUGUAUGGUCUCCGUGCCUUCCAUCAAGGGAAAACCAGACAGUCACAGCUGCUGAUGAGGGGGCGUAUCUUUGCUCAAGGCUUCACUGUAGUUGCCAUUAUUGUUGGCGUCUUCACCACAGCUGUGAGACCCAAGCAGUGAAAAGGGACCAACCCCACACCUCAACCGCCGCCCAUUCAACUUGGAAUCAGACCAGAUCCAACUUGGACUUGGACUGAUUGUUAUCUGAAUGAAAUGAAUAAUGUGUUAUGUUUCUAGCAUUGUUCAGAUACCUUUGUUAAUGCCAACGCUAUUUAUUGUUUGAAUAUGUGAACUGCUCAUGGUUGUUAAAUAUUUAGCUUCAGAGUAGCACUAUGGAACAACUAAGUAUAAUCAGCUCCUUACCAGCCUGGGUAAGCAAGCUGGAUUUCACUUUUAAUGUGCUAAAAUGGCACUGAAGUAAAAUGCUGAUAAAUAUAAAGUGUAUGCUCUUCAGGAAGGUCAGAUUUCGAAUGUUCCCAUGUGUCGUCACUGAAAUGAUAAAUGCAUCACCUGACUGGUUAUAAACUUUAAUUUGAA